AUGGAUCAAAUUCGCAACCGACUCGACCACUACCAGCCUGAUGAUAAAAUCAAAGCAUUUUGCAGGAAGUAUAUAUUUUUUGUAACUUUUUACACUUUUUUUGUUUUAAUCCUGCUCAUCUACACCUUCUUCUCGACCAACCUCUCUAUCUAUGGGUGGCUUCUUUUCACAAACUUCUAUUUCUGCGUCUUCCCCAUUUUUUCCUUCAUCGGCAAAUCUUAUAUCCCUUCCUUGCUGAGGUUCUACAAUUGGAUGCUUUUGGUUUCCAGCAUAAUUUCCAUUUAUAUUAUUAUCGAGGGCAUCUUCACCUAUAGCGCGAAGGAUCUCUCACUGAUGAUGUCCUAUGGCAUCCUGACAUGGAUCAACACGGUGUUCUGUUGGAAGGCAACCCAGAGCAUUUUUGAUGGAGUGAAGACUCAUGAUAGUCUCCUGGAUAAUCUAAACCCAAAAUCAAAUGGCAAAAAGGGAAACAACAACAACAAAAAAUGGGGACUGAAGAAAAAGUUUUUUGGCAAAGGAAAAACGACGAAGGAUUCUCAUUACGUGGAGGUCUGA
This is a messenger RNA of Plasmodium knowlesi strain H, 555 nucleotides long. Its product is annotated as conserved Plasmodium protein, unknown function. The transcript is spliced from 7 exons. The record is from RefSeq and is a predicted model, not a curated record. Lineage: Eukaryota; Apicomplexa; Aconoidasida; Haemosporida; Plasmodiidae. The coding region runs from base 1 to 555 and encodes 184 amino acids.